AUGUCGGAUAUCCUCCUCUCUAGGCACCUUGUGCAAACGCCCGUGUACCCUACGCAGAACCUGUACGAGUAUCUCGUGUCGAACCAGGGCUUGUGCAACCCGAGCGAUGUUGCGCAAUACCGUGUGGACGGGAAGGCCGUGACCCGCGAGGAGAUCUACCACAUGUCGAGCAAGGUUUCCGCUUUUCUUAAAAAGACGCUGGGUCUUCAGCACGGUGACCGUGUCGCGAUUAUCUCGCCCAACUCGACGCUGUACACCCCCAUCGUGCUCGGCAUUCUCCGCGCCGGGAUGGUGUGCGUGCCGCUAAACCCAAUCUAUUCCUUGGAUGAGUUUGUGCACCCCUUUCAGGACUCGGAUAUAGCUGCAUUCUUUGUCUUCCCGGGCGUCAUCCCCAACGUCCGUCCUGCGAUGGAGAAGGCCAACCGCUCGUUCAAGACGCCUUCCGGCCAAAACGCAUUGUGGCUUAUGGACGAUGGUGACAAUGUCAAGGAUGCGGCUACGGGUGAGAAGGAUUUCCGCACUGUGCUUCCCAACGAUUCGGUCCCUAUCUGCAAAAUCGACUACCCCACCGACCGAACAGCAUUCAUUGUCUACUCGAGCGGCACAAGCGGCAAACCCAAAGGCGUCGAGCUUACCCACGAUAACCUCAAGUCUAACAUGGAAGGUCUUCCGGCCAUUAGCAAAAAUGAGAUUAGCAGCGAAGGGGUCUUGAUCGCAGUGCUUCCCAUGUUCCACAUUUUUGGUCUCAACAUUCUUGUUCUUUCCUCCUACUUGUUUGGCAUGGUGAUGGUUGUAGUGCCCCGCUUUGACCUUGAAGUUUUCUGCGCGGUCGUGCAGAAGUACAAGGUGACCUUUGCGCCUGUGGUCCCCCCCAUGAUUCUGGGCUUGGCGCGCCACCCCAUCGUGGACAAGUACGACAUGAGCUCUCUGCACACGCUCAUGAGCGGCGCUGCGCCUCUUGGCAAAGAACUUGGCGAUGAGUUUGAGCGCCGCCUCACCAAAUCGCGUGUCACGCAGGGAUACGGCCUCAGCGAGACUUCGCCGGUGAUUUCACUCACCCCCAGCGACGAGUACAACGACCACAAGGGAUCCUGCGGCGAGGUUUUCCCCGGCCUCGAGGUGCGUCUUGUGGAUGAGAAUGGCAAGGACGUGGCUGGUAUUCAGGGCGAGGACGGCGUGCCGGGCGAGUUGUGGGUGCGUGGCCGUAGUGUGAUGAAAGGCUACCGCAACAACAAAGCGGCCACCAGCGAGUGUAUCACGCCCGACCGCUGGUUCAUGACCGGCGACGUUGCUAUUCACAAGAAAGGCCACUUGUACAUUGUAGACCGCAAAAAGGAGCUCAUCAAGUACAAGGGCUUUCAAGUGCCUCCGGCCGAGCUUGAAUCGCUCCUUCUUUCGCAUCCCGACGUGCAGGACGUUGCGGUGAUGGGCGUCCAGGACAAGGAGCAGGCUACAGAGUUGCCCCGUGCGUAUCUUGUGCCCAAGCCCAACGCACUGGACAUCAAAACUGCCUCCCAGCAGGACAAGGAUAGCUUCUGCAAAAAGGUCUCGGACUGGCAGGCAGAGCGCGUCGCUAAUUACAAAAAGUUGCGUGGCGGCAUUGUCCUCAUCUCUGAGGUGCCCAAGAGCGCCGCAGGCAAGAUUCUCCGCCGCGUCCUCCGCGACGAGCACCAGCCUGCGUAG
This is a messenger RNA of Malassezia vespertilionis, 1683 nucleotides long. RefSeq lists its product as uncharacterized. The transcript has 3 exons. Gene Ontology annotation, molecular function: CoA-ligase activity. NCBI's taxonomy places the organism in Eukaryota, Fungi, Basidiomycota, Malasseziomycetes, Malasseziales, Malasseziaceae. Gene Ontology annotation, biological process: secondary metabolic process. The record is from RefSeq and is a predicted model, not a curated record. The coding region runs from base 1 to 1683 and encodes 560 amino acids.